AAAAGAGUCUAUUGCAAGCAUCUGAUUGUGGUGGUGGUAUUGUCGGAAUUUGUUUUGCUUCAAAUCGUGAAAAAAAGAAGAGAUCUCAAACGUCUCGCGGUUAAAAAAGAUUGAUCUCUUAUUUUGUAACUUUUGCAUCAAUCGGAGAAGAAUUUAGUUUGUGUCAUUUUGUUUUUUCGUACUCAAUUGAAUUGUUUACUUUUUAUUUGUUUUAAAUUUGAACAAGGGCGAACUUUGAUGUGUAAUGGUUUACUAUCAUAAGUAUGGAAGCCUUUUUGGAUUUUUUGGAUUAUUUAUAUGUUUAUUGAGCUGCAUAGACCAUUCAAGAGGGCAAUGGACACCAUUUGAAGUGAAUACUAAUAUUAGUAUUGCGAGUGCCAACGGAAGCAAUAAAAGCAUUAUGUUAACAAAUAGUAGCAGAUUAUUGAAAUCGGAUCAGGUUAGCGAUGCUGCUGCCGAUGAUAACGAUGACGAUGAAGAUGAUAUCGAUAAAACAGAUAAGAUUGUUUAUGACUACGAUGAGGAUUAUGAUCAACCUACGAAAUCAGUGAACCAAACGAAACCAAUCACCGGCAUUGUGUAUACAUGGUCGAAAUGGCCUAAAUGGAAUAAAUGCUCCCGAACCUGUGGAGGAGGAAUUCAAACUCGUAUACGAAAUUGUGUUGAGAAGAAACAAUCGGGAACGGAGCUGCUGAUAGCAGAAUUUCAACCAGGGUCCGAUGGAAUCCAGGGAUGCUUCGGAAUUUGGAAAAAAUUUCGAAUUUGCAAUCAGAAGCCCUGCCCAAAAGAUGAAGAUUUUCGCAAUCAGCAAUGUGCAAUGUACAAUAAAAUUCCUUUCAAGGACAAAUUGUAUGAAUGGGAAGGCUACGUGAAAGAAUAUCACGAGUGCGAGCUAAAUUGCAAACCAGUCAAUCUAAAUUCUUAUACAACUCUUGGUAAAUCGGUAAUUGAUGGUACGCCAUGCACAAAACCCUCCAUUUACUUCACUAAUUUCUAUCGAGGACGUGCUGUGUGCGUGGAUGGAAUUUGUAAGGCAGUUCAUAAGAGCGGAGCUAUUCGUGGAGUUACAACAAAUGAUGUUAAGACAAGAUGUGGGUCAGUUUUAUGUCGACCGGUUUCAGAAAUUUUCAGCAAAGCGGCCUUGCCUCAUGGUUAUUUUUACAUAACGACAAUUGGAAGUGGAGCAACCAAUAUAACAAUCAAACAAAUGGCAUCGAGUGAGAAUCGAUUAGCCAUCCGGUCGACUGACAAUAAAUUCAUCGUUAAUGGUAACAAUUACAUAUCAGAAAGUGGAAUUUAUGAAUAUAACGGUGACGCUUUUGACUACGACAAGGAAUUGCAAAUAAUCAAUUCGAAGGGACCCAUCUCAAGAUCUAUUGAUGUUUUGCUUUUAGUUCGUGGAAUAAAUCCUGGCGUCAAGUAUGACUAUAACAUACCAGUUUCAUCAGCAGGAAUUUCCGAUUCCGAAGAAGGUGAAACUCAUUGGAAUGUAGAAGGAGUACCGCUUGACGAUGUUGAAGAAAACAAAAUCCCUGACGUUAUUGAUGGGCAACCCAACAGAACUAAAGAACGCAAACGUAGAAAGUUUUCAUGGAAACUUCUUGGUUUCGGCCCUUGCAAUAGAUCAUGUGGAACAGGAGUACGAUCACCAAUAUUUCGGUGCAUCAAAGACUCCGCUACACGAUUCUAUACCCCACGGAGAUGCAUGUUUUCUGAAAAGCCAGUCUUUAACGAGGUCAUCUACAAGUGCAACAUUCAAUUGUGUCCGGCUUAUUGGCAAACAGGUGACUUUGGUGAAUGUGUCUGCAAAGAUGGCGUAGGAGUUCAUAAUCGUACCGUUACCUGCAUUCAGGAACAAGACUCAGGAGUAGUAGAAACUGUGAGGGAGAAUAAAUGUGAAGCCGACAAACCAGCAGAGGAAGAAGAAUGUGAUUGCCCAAAGAAAAUCCGCAGAAAGAUCUAUGCUUUGAGACCAGAAAAAUCAGCAAGAAUUUACUCCAGGCUCAUUGGUUCGACUCCUAAUGUCUACAAUUCCCUUAAUCAGACGCUAGGACUACGAAAGGUGCUCAAAGACGACCAAGAUAAGACCGGAGUUUGGCUGAUGUCUGAUUGGAACCAACAAUGCACGAAUGAAUGGUCAUCUAGUCUGGAGCACCGUUCAAUCUAUUGCGAUCGAACGGCUCCGUAUACUGAUGUUUGUGAUCUUCGAAUAACUCCUGUUAUGUCUCGGCGGUGUAAUCAAAAUAAAAAACGCCUUGUGGGAGAAUGGUUAACGUCGAGUUGGCGUAAAUGUUCUGGAGAUUGCUUCAAUCUUUCGAAGAAAAGGACGGUCCUAUGUGUUAUCGAUGGAAUGGUUGUUGAAGAUGAAGGAUGUAAGCUUGAUGAGAAACCAACGGAAUCCAUGAUUUGUACUUAUAAAGAAGUAAAGUAUUGUGGUCCGAAGUGGUACUAUUCUGAGUGGUUUGAGUGUUCCCGACCAUGUGGCGAGGGAACUCAACGACGUUAUGCCAAGUGUCUUGACUACGAUUGGCACGAGAAUGUCUUAAUAGAAUCCAAUAGUUGCAAUUAUAUGGAACGCGAGCCAGUCUAUGGUAUUUGUAAUACUCAGAAGUGUGAAGAAAUCGAAUCUUUGGCUGCGGAACCUGUUCAAAGUGACAAUGCACCUCCAUUUUGUACUGAUGAAUUACUUAGUUGCAAGCGAAUCAACAAAUUGAGUCUAUGCAAAACGGAAUACUUUAAAAAAGUAUGCUGCCAAACCUGUGAGGGUUUUAACUUUCAACAAUAAAAAAGUCCUAUUUAAUACUCGUUGCUAACUUUAUUGUGUAAGGCAUUUAUUUUUUACUGUAUAAGUCAGUAUUGAUAAAAGUUUUAAUCUAAAUCUAAA
Eupeodes corollae is the source of this 2884-nucleotide messenger RNA. RefSeq names its product thrombospondin type-1 domain-containing protein 4-like. The record is from RefSeq and is a predicted model, not a curated record. Gene Ontology annotation, molecular function: metalloendopeptidase activity. Gene Ontology annotation, biological process: extracellular matrix organization. NCBI's taxonomy places the organism in Eukaryota, Metazoa, Arthropoda, Insecta, Diptera, Syrphidae. Gene Ontology annotation, cellular component: extracellular matrix. Bases 245 to 2785 code for a protein of 846 amino acids. The transcript is spliced from 10 exons.